AGACCAUUAACACGAGGCAGUUCUGGUAAAGAAUAAGAAGACCAGUUCGGUUUUUGGGCAGAUCCAUACUGAGUGGUCGGGCGUGCCGGGCUAGUCGGUGCUUCAGAGGUUCUAACGACGGUUUCGGGCGGUGGAUCUUCGAGUUUCUCUCAUGUCGCGGAGUGAUGAACUGUAGAUUGGAAACCCCAUUUUUCCGGGCUUUUCCUUCUGGUAAAAAUUAAAGAUUCGCUCUUCUUUUAUGGAUGUGGUUCUUCUGUAUACCCAUCCCUGUGCUUGGAGUGCCCGGUCCCAUGAUUUAUCCCUUUUCCGCGCUAUCUUGUACAGUGCAUCAAAGCUUCCCUCGUCGCCGGCAGCUCAGUGACGAUGGUCUCCGUCACUUCCGUUGAGUUAAAUUACCUCGUCUUUCGCUACCUUAACGAAUCAGGUUUCACGCAUUCUGCUUUUGCUUUAGGAUAUGAGGCAGGGAUUGACAAAAGCCCUAUUGAUGGCAGUUUAGUUCCACCAGGUGCUCUUGUUACAUUCGUGCAGAAAGGACUUCAAUAUCUUGAGCUGGAAGCAAACUUGAGUACCAGUUCUGGAGAUGAGGACGAUGAUUUCUCCUUCUUACAACCUCUGGAUCUUAUAACAAAGGAUGUCAACGAACUACAGCAAAUCAUAAGAGAGAGAAAAGAAAAUCUUCGAAAGGAGAAAGAGAAGGAUAAGGAAAAAGAAAGGGAAUAUGACCAGGAACGUGAACGAGAACAAAAGCGAGAAAGGGAGAAGGAACGACUGGAAAGAGAGAGAGAGUGUGAAAGGGAAGGGGAGAGAAUAGAAAAAGAUAAGGAUCAUGAAAGGGAAAAGGAAAAAGAAAAAGAAAAAGAAAAGGAAAAGGAAAAGGAAAAGGAAAAGGAAAAGGAAAAGGAAGAGGAAAAGGAUAAGGAAAAAGAUAUAGAAAAAGAUAAGGAAAAAGAAAAGCAGAAUGAGGAUAGCACUGAUAGAGAACCAGUCAGAGAUCGCGAAGAGAAGAUCAAUGUCAAACCCGACGAUGAUGGAAUUUGUGGAGUGCCGGAGCCAAUGGAUAUAUGUACAAGUUUGCCAUCUGUGCCUUGUGAAAUUCCAGCAUCAGAUGUAACUAUUUUGGAAGGGCAUACUUCUGAGGUUUUUGUUUGUGCAUGGAGUCCAGCAGGUUCACUUCUAGCGUCAGGGUCUGGAGAUUCAACAGCACGGAUUUGGAAAAUCCCAGAUGGGCCUUGUUGCUCUAGUAGUGGGCCUCCAAACGUACUUGUCUUGAAACAUUUUAAGGGUCGAACUAAUGAGAAAAGCAAGGAUGUCACUACACUUGAUUGGAAUGGGGAAGGGACACUACUCGCGACAGGGUCAUAUGAUGGGCAAGCAAGAAUCUGGAGUAGAGAUGGGGAGCUGAGGAGCACGUUAAACAAACACAAAGGACCCAUCUUUUCUCUAAAGUGGAACAAGAAGGGUGAUUGUCUUCUUAGUGGCAGUGUUGAUAAAACAGCCAUUGUGUGGGAUGUCAAGACAGGGGAGUGGAAGCAACAGUUUGAAUUUCAUUCAGCUCCAACACUUGAUGUUGACUGGAGAAACAAUGCUUCCUUCGCAACAUGCUCAACAGACAACAUGAUUUAUGUUUGCAAGAUUGGAGAGAAUCGCCCCAUUAGAACUUUUUCAGGGCAUCAGGGAGAAGUUAAUGCUAUCAAGUGGGAUCCAACUGGAACAUUGUUGGCUUCUUGCUCUGAUGAUUUCACUUCAAAGAUAUGGAGUAUGAAGCAGGACAAGUAUGUGCACGAUUUGAGGGAGCAUGUCAAGGAGAUAUAUACCAUCAGAUGGAGUCCUACUGGACCAGGCACCAACAAUCCCAAUCAGCAGUUGGUGCUGGCAAGUGCAUCCUUUGAUUCAACAAUAAAGUUAUGGGGGGUGGAGCAUGGGAGUCUUCUUUAUAGCUUAAAUGGUCACAGGGACCCUGUAUAUUCUGUUGCAUUUAGCCCAAAUGGUGAGUAUUUGGCUAGCGGAUCUUUAGAUAAAUGCAUGAACAUCUGGUCAACUCGAGAAGGGAAGCUUGUUAAAACAUACACUGGUAAUGGAGGCAUAUUUGAAGUCUGUUGGAACAAAGAAGGUGGCAAAAUUGCUGCCUGUUUUGCGAAUAACACUGUCUGUGUCAUGGAUUUCCGAAUGUAGUGAGUUUAAAUUUCACCAAGAGUGCUGGCUCCGUGCAUUCACCGAAGGUGGUGAGCAAAUUGUGUGUAAAACACAUUCACGAAUCAUGAUGAGGAAUUUAAGCUAGCCAAUUCUGGUAUCCUAAUUGCCUCAUCAUCUUGUAUUUCCAUUCACUUUUUGAUUCAUGCUGCUCAUGAAUGAUGAAACUUGCGUUGCACAAUAGAACUGUACAAAUACCUGAAUACAUGAACCUGUUUAGAUGAAUAUAGUAAUGUAGUCCCUUUUGUACUGCUGGAAGACACUUAUGAUUGAAUUUUAAUGUGUUGUGCCCAUCAUUAACUAUAAAA
Macadamia integrifolia is the source of this 2498-nucleotide messenger RNA. Its product is annotated as WD40 repeat-containing protein HOS15-like. The record is from RefSeq and is a predicted model, not a curated record. Gene Ontology annotation, biological process: regulation of transcription by RNA polymerase II. Lineage: Eukaryota; Viridiplantae; Streptophyta; Magnoliopsida; Proteales; Proteaceae. Gene Ontology annotation, cellular component: histone deacetylase complex. The transcript is spliced from 14 exons. The coding region runs from base 364 to 2172 and encodes 602 amino acids. Gene Ontology annotation, molecular function: protein binding; transcription corepressor activity.